AUGGGUCAAAGACUCAGUACAAAUAUUGUCCAAUCGUGGCUUUCUUCUAGCAUGCACUCCCACAGUCCAUGGACUGUUGACAGUCCAGCACAAGUAUUGUUACACUCUUUCCAGUCUAAGUAUAAAUUGAUAUGUUUCAGUAACUUGAAAACUAACAAAGGAAAACAAAACAAAAAAGGGAGGACACUGAUCCCCUAAGAAUCCUCUCUUGCCAGUGCUACCUGUUUCACUGACCAGGCUAUUAUGACUGAAAGGCCGUUUCACUCAGUAAAACCCUUGCUUUUUUGCGCCGUAGUUUUGUUGGCCACUCAAGCUAUUGCUCUCUAACCUUUAAACCUGCGGAAAUAUCCACGCACAAAUUCUCCUGACCUAACAAACGAAUUUGAUAAAAGAUCAAAGCAGUUUUCUUUCUGAUGAUCAUUUUAAAAAUUCUCAUCAACUCAUUUCCUUGGUCGAUAAAUGGAUAUUGUUAGAAGAAAAUUGAUGCUGAUCAAUCUUCUCUAUGAAAAAAAGUUUGCCUCUUUCUAACCCUCAGUCACUGUCACAAGUUGCGGAGACAAACUAUCCAAAUUUCUUUUGUAGGAUAUUGAAAGACAAAUUCAGCCAUAUAAAAGUAUUGAGAAGGAUAUAUCUUUGAAUUGUCACACCAUAGCUACAGCGCAAAAACUGACCGCAUCGCAUGAAUCUGUAAUUGACUCCGGCAGUGAUAUCAUGAUUAAUCUUUCCGGCAAACUGGCUGCAAAGGAUGCCGCAUACAAUUCUUUCGGUGGGCUAACCUUUGGUCAAAGACUGAACAGUCACCAUGGGAAAGCUGAGGGAAACGAGAAAAAAUUCCGCAACUCGAGCGGAGUGGAGUGGCUUGAAAAUGUAUAAACGGGUGGGAGCUGAAAUGCUAAUUUUAACUGCUAGACUUUUUAAUUUGUUUCAACCCUUUUCAACCCAACAGUGUCGAAAAAGGAAAAAAUAAAACAACACCAUGUGAAAGUGCUGCCGAAAAGCUUUCACUCUGACGACCCGUCAAGCCUAGGAUUUCGUUGUAGAUUUACUGAGUUAGAAUAUCUUGUUGCCUUCCAGUACUAUACUGAGGAGUAAGGAAUCUUAAAGAUUUAGAAGUCUGAUAUGUUGCCGUGUUUCAGGUUACACUAAAUAUCAACGGUCAUGAUAUGGCACGUGCGGCAGUGCCCUCUUUAAAUAUUUCAGCAGGUUAUAAAAUAUCAAGAGCUAUAAAAAAAUUCCAAUCGCAAGAGUCUCUAAGUUUAAACUGCGGAAAAUAUAUAAAAUCAACAUCCUUUGCCGGCAAAGCAAUUUAAAAUAUCUUUCACAUCAAGGCAGAUAAUUUGUUUUUCAUGAACGGCAUGUCAGUUAUGUGUUAGCUAACACACUGCGAUUUUUGAAAAAAAAAAAUCUUCAACAGAAAUCAUUUGGACGAAAUUCGCCCAAAAUUUUUGGCCGUCACACGAAGAAAAAAAAAUCCGGGUUAUAUUAUUAAAUAGCAAGUUAAAUGGAAAAAGAAAAGAAACUUCAACACUUGGCGAAAAUUCACUGUGCAUCAAUAAAGAAACGUGGCGCAGACUCUAAAGAAAACCUUUAAAAAAAACUUCAACAUUCUUGCAAUACUGAAAGGUACAUGAGAGAAAAAAGGUUACAAAAAAAGGAAGAAACGUAAAACAAGGCCGCACAUACGGCAUCCUGGCACGUUAAGCAGCAGUUGGCAGUUCAGGACUAUAACUGAGAUCCGAAUAAGAGUCGAGUACAAGCAACAGAACACCGAAAACAACAACAUAUUUCUUCCACCCACGUUCUAAAUCUUCUGAUGAUGACCUUUUUGUGUUCCAAUCAGUUUGGCACGAAAACAAAAUUGUGCGUGGGUUAAAAAAAAUCCCCACAUACCCUUUACGUUACAGCACUAUUUACUAACCAUAUUUUUUCGACCCCGGUUUAUUUCUUUAGUACACACGUACGUGUAUAAAAACGAUUGAGAGGCUACUGUUUUCUAAUUACUUGACGUCAGUCAAGAAAAGAUUUUUCAGAACGUCUCCGCUUUGAACGAAAUCCGGAAAAUAAUCUUUAACUUGUCAGGACUACUGAGUGCAGUUUUAAAACCUCCACAGUCAGUUGGUGCUGACAUUAAAACGAAAGAUUAAGAAAAGAAACGGAAAAACGCCCUCAGCAGACUUCCGCUAGCUGAAAUGAUGCUCUUGGCAGAUCAAAAGAAAGAAUGAUUAUUCUCCCCACAGCUGACAGAUCAGUAAUAGUUUUUAACCUUGAAGCUACCAACUCAGUUAACCAAGGUGACACUUGGUUUAGUGUUGAUUAUAAAGGCUACGUAUUAUCUAGCAGUGAAAUCUAUUCAAUAAACGAUAAAUAGAAGCGCCAAUUUUUUCCUUUGCUAAUAGAAUCAUAAUUCGAGCCAGAUUAAGAAAACAGCUCAAUCAACCGACCCCUUUUAUUUUGUCAUUGACCUUCGAAACAAGAAAACAAAGUAAAAUAUAAGAACGCCUCCAAUAAAAAUAAAACUAAGACCAAAAAAGGACCUGUACUUUCCAGCUGUUAAGUGGCAAAAGGUGCUGAGCAAAACAAAUUCCUAACUGAAAAAGUAUAAAAUAAAACUAUAAACUUGCAGAGUCAAAACAAAGUUGUAAUGAGGGUCACCGACGAUGGUGUUUUUGUUUCUUAAUAACGUAACUUAUCACACAGGGGGAGAUUUCUUUUUAAGUCGCGAUUCCUUCUUAAAACUGAGGAGAUAGACAUUGCAUAAUACAUAAACUUUCACGAAACUUUUAACGACUUUAAAGAACCUGAAAUGAGACCAAUUAUAUAACUUAUUUCUAAUAAAUGCCCAUUUUAUUCAGCGUUUUUUUGGUAAAUGCUACUGACGACAACUGUCUUACAGUUCAGAUGGAAGAUUUUGAAAUGCGCUUUUUUUUCUGUGGCGCUGUCCAAAAAGGUGAUGCUAAUUUUAACGGCUUGAAGUCAAAAGCAUGACCAUUCGAAUACAAACGAGAGUACAUACUGUUUUCCGGUACUAUACUGUUUGUUAUGUAAGAGAACGCCCUUAUUUCUCUCCUACAGUGAGCUGAGUUGUACUAAUAUUUCCUGUGGUUAUGUUUGUUAUGUUAAAGUAUAGUACGACGAUUCAUAAUAAAGGCAGUCUGACUGAGUGCUAACACACUUUAGUGAUGCUUCACGUGGUCGAUAUGGUCGGCUAAGGUUUGUGUUUUUUUCUGUCUCUUCGAAAUCUUGAAGGCAGCCUUUCGAAUGAAAGCUAUUGAGCACUACUGACUUUCCCGUGGCAUUGUAUAUAACCGAUCGACUGUUGAAUACAAAGUGACUGUAACUAACUAGGGAGUUUUUACACCGUCUUCGGAUGAUUCAUCAAAAAGAGCUACUGACUAGUACCCUCAGAGAUGCUGUUAGUCGUAAAUUUGUCUCAACUGACUGGCCAAUCGAAUAACAGCUGUCUAUAAGCGGAGUCUCAGCUCCAGGUGGUUUGUAAGAGGACAAUCUUUAGUCGUGCUAUCUUAAAAUUACACCCGGCGUCACCAAGGAAUACGAUCAGACUACGAUAAUGCCUAAGGGUGUCUCCCAAGGAAGGAAAUAAAAAUCGACAAAACAUUUCAAGUAGACACUGAUGACUGAAUAUCCUCGAUACACCGUCACGUAACGGCAUGAAAUUAUCCCAUGCAAAGUGCAACUUCUAACCUACUUAGCUUAAAAAUGUAUCUGGCGGCAUUUAUGUAUUACUUUUCUUUUCAUGUAUUCUUUUCUGCAUCGAUAUUGAGCCGAGACAAAAAUAACGUAAAUUUGAAAAACAACUGUAACAUCACAUUUGAAAUCUAACACUGUUCCGAUAAUAUUGUGGACAAACAGCAAAUAUUAGAGAGUGCUCUAAAGUGCAGUGGAAACUCUUGCCAUUCUACCGAUUGUAACAAUCGAAUCAACGAUUUGCGGUUUUUGCGCACACGGCACACGCGAAUGUAAGACGUCUGGAAAAGGGCUACUUGUCGAGUGUUUCACUUGAUCAGUCUUCCAACGAUUAUAUAACAUCUUGGUUCUUUUUCAAUAAACACUAUUGUAAAUUGUGUUAGAUGUGGGGAAUAUGUUUUCAGCCUGUUAUCAACGCGUAAUCUAAACCUCGACCGAUAGCGCUUAUUAUGCAUGAAUUUUUUUUAUUUGACAAAUUUCAAACUCCGACUUAAUUGAACUGUAUUGAAAGUCGUAUGCGAGACUGACUGGAGCCACGACCGGAAGUGGUUGUAAUUCCAUCGAUGCAUAAAUCGUAAACAAAAUUCCACGACGGCGGACAGUACGGUGGAGAAGGAGAGUUAAACAUUUACGUCCCAUUGCAAGAAACAAGCACAUGCGGGGUAAAAUUUUUUGUCUAAAAAAGGCGGAAAUGACAAAUUAUUUUCAUCUGUGCGUGGGCUCUCCUAAAAAGAAACCAGGUGAAAAACCACUGAAACCUGGUCUUUUAGCAACCAAACAUGAGCUAAGGACCGGUAAGGCCCGGCAGUGCAAGAGCAAAAUCCCAAGGAACAGGCUACAACAGUGCGUACCCCACAUAUUAGGUACUAAAACAUUCACCUUGCCAAAUGUAGCAGUUACGAGCGAACGAUUUACAACUUUAAAACAAAAUUAGGUGGGAAAUGCAUCGAAAAUAGAAGAGCGCUUUUGGUAUAACUUUAUGAACAGGUCCUGACAGAUUAGAUCAGUGAAGCGCGUCCUAGUACUCCCGUUUUCCAAUUCCAGUCGAAAUCAUCUUCACCAGCUGGGCAUGCGAAAUAUGGGUUAUACGAGGGAUGUUUUAGUACUUCGUGCCGCUAAUUCAAAAACUAAAACAUGGCAUGCACAGAUUGAACCAGGCUAAAUAAAAAACAGCUUCUUGAAUACAUUUUGGCUGUCGAUCAAACAGACGAAGCGUAUUAUUGUCAGGUUAACAAAUGACCCCUGCCCUAAAUCUAUUCUUUACCGCGUUCCAAUGUGGCCGCACCCAAAACAAACCGCAAAUGCAAGGAAUACUAUUGGAUGAUGUAGCUGUCUUUGGAUAAAGGUUUACUAAAAAUACCUUUGAGUGUUUUCAAUGUCAUCGCCCUCAAUCAACAUCUAUCAUAUCGCCAUGAUCUGAGAUAAACUUGAUGAGUGCAAGUUCACAACAUUUUAUCUUCCGAAACGAAAGAAAUUAGAAAUUGUAACGUUGUUUCUAUAUUCGACAUGGGAACGGGUUUUAGGAUUCCAAGCAUAAAAUAACAUGUAUUAAUGAGUUGUUUUUUUGGGGGGGGGGUUCGUUUGAAACACAAACUUGUGCCACAUAAAAUUUUUGUUCAGAUCGAUUUAUCAGGCGUUGCAUUUAAAGCUUUGUAGUUUGUUAACUUUCGUGUUUAAGAUGAUAAUCCCAAAGCGUGUUUAAGGAACCGCUGUCAUUUAUUUCCAGAUGCAUGAAAAAUACGUUUUUGUACGCGAAAAAUAAAAAAAGGAAGGAAAGGACGAUCAGAAAAAAAUACACUGUUCACGGAAUGUUUACAUCUUUGUAUUUGCAAGACUUUCCUGAGCAAAUGUUGUUGUUUAUAGAUUUUUUGUUAAGUGGUCAUCUAAACCAGUAUUUUUAGAUAGUUUUGUUUUUAAGUCAGGAGGCAAUCAGUAAUGAACUGUGCAGAGGGUUUCGAAACCUUUUCUGGAUCCCACUUGAAGGAAGUCAAAUAACAUUCACAAAACAGAAAGCUUUUUUUUAGAAUAAGAUUUAUUAUUUCUAGAUGAAGGGAGGACUUGAUUCACGAUACGGUUCGGCGAUAAAGCUAAGUGUGUAGUCACAAUACUAACCAUCGUUUUUCAGCCAAUAAGACGCGAGUUAAGCUCUCUGGCUGAUAACAUCUCACAAUAUAUUUGAGGGUUUGGUUUCUAAAAUUCUGCUCGAUUUCAGAUCAUAUUGUGAUUUUCGAGGCAUGCGCUCUUGGUUCUAAUCAACUGCAACGUCUACCUACCAUAACCCACCCACAGUCGAACAUUUUUUCCCUGGCUACAGGUAUUUUCCCAGCGGUGGUUUUUUUGUGUGUGCUAAGAGGUCGAGGGCAUCAAAUUUCCAACUCCAGUUAUCACUUUUACAUUGGAACUAAGGAAAAGCUCCCAAUUUAUAUAGAUCACAAAGACUGAGAGUUUCAAAUUUUUUUGAAAAAAAAAGGGUUCCCUUCUGAGGCAGACUUUUUAAAUAGCUUGAAAACAAUGAGGAAUCAACUACUCGGAUAAGAUAUCAGAAAAAAGCGAUAUAUCAUAGAACGAGAGUCCUACGUUUUAAAAACCUUCCGCUAUGAGUACAAUAAACUGCACCAUACAAAGCAUCGCCCUUCAAUUUUAAUUCAAAUGGUUAACAAAACGAGGGCCUUUCACAUAGGGGGUAAUAAAACAAGUCAAAAGAAAGGAAAGGGACACGCACCCAAAGAUUUGAGUUAAACCUUCUUAAAAAGAAAGUGCGGCUCUGCGAUUUCUGCAUUUGAAGCUUAAAACAUUGAUAGGCAUGUCCUUAACCCUAGUUGGCUGAAUACUUUGUUCAUCGUUCAAGUAACACGAUUUGCUGCAUUUAAUUUUAGAGAAAUUGCUGUUUAGUUACUAACUUUCAUUUGAAUCUCAAAUCAUUGGUUUGCGCGCCUAUACGCUAGUUGGAAGAUUUUUGCCUCGCUCGAGAGCAAGUGUUGCUGUAUUUGAGAAAGUGCUGCCCAGAAGCUUAUUAAUAACACCACUGCUAGCAGGAAUUUCAUCAUUCAAGUGCAAGCGUUAAAGGAUUUAGAACAUAUGGUCAUUUAUCAAGGAAUUAAAACAAUCAAAAUCGUCACAAAACAUAAAAAUACAGAAACUACAAAAGAUAUUGUUGCUCAGUUAAUUUCGACAAAAAUACCCACGGAUGAAUUUUACUCUCUGUUUUCUUAACUUAAUUUUAUAAACAUUUCGAAACCUAGGAAUAAAAGCUAGUACGUCAAAAAAUAAACAUAUGUAAGGUUAAGUCUUUCAACCUUUUCAGUAAACCAGCAAUUCGUAUUUCACCAAGAUUAAAACACCAGCCGGAAUGAACCCCGUCACUAAACUCAAAUAUUCCAGUCAAAAAUAGCCGCUGGCGACGCCCUUAUUAUCCGAAUUUACACCGCUAAAAAACGUAGACUAACAAGUACCUAUAAAGAACACAACAUAAUCAUUAAAACCACGGCAUUCACUUUACAUAUAAAACUUGCUUUCUUGAAACUGUGGCGGAAAUUUUUGAGGGACGUGAUUGGCGCUCACGGAUCAAUUUCCCGCCAUUUUCAUAUUGACGGUUUACAGAAAUAAAAAUUGGUUUUGCUUAGUGAAAGAAUCACUAGUUUUUCUUCAUUACCAGUUGACAAGGGACAACAUUUUUUUCGUCAGUGAGCAUUUUUAAUUCUGAUUCGUUCCUUGUCCGCUCUCCAACAAUUAAGUGCAUCCUUUUUCCCUACUCUUACAUGACUUACAUAAGUCACUCAUUGAAAAAUGCGCUCGGGUAUAUUUCUUUGACCGCCUGAAUCUUUCAAGUGGCAAAAGAAAAAUUCUACAGAUUAGAAAAGCAAUAUAUAAUCCCUCAAUUUAGAUCUAAAUUGGGAGGUUACUAAUGAAGAAAGAACGAAAAUUUCUAUAAUGCAUCUUGUGCUUUGUUCACGUUUUUGGUUUAACGAUUUCGCAACAAUGAACAAAAGAAACGUAACAGGAACAGCAGAAAACCACAAGAUUGACCCAAACGUAGUAUUAACAAAGCCGUAACAUUACAAACAAAACAACCAGCGAACCAGCAAUACUCGGCUAAAACCGGCUCUCACGACCGCCUACUAAAAGGCAAAGACGCCCACCGCCUCUCGAAAACAAACAAAAAAGGACAGUGAAUAAGUCAUCAUGCAUGAUCAAUUUAAAGAUGUGAGCACGCGCUGGCAGAAAACAUAAACAAUAAAAGCUGAAAAAAAAAGCAUCGACGUGGUCUUCGGCAUACGGGAUUACUGAUAUGAAGCAACUGACUUAUAUAGCAACGAGGGCAUUCAUUGGAUAUUGCGGUGAAAAAUCACAAACUUGCAGCCUAAUAUACAACGCACUAUUUUGUCAACAGCGCGCUAUGUACUGGGCGCUGCCCCGAAAAUUCUUUGCUUGAGAUGUGAACGUGACCUGUUCCUCAUGAAUUUUCGUGAGCAAUAGUGCGUUCUGUGUUGUUGAUUUUACUAGGCACGGCGGCCUACAAACAAUUAAUUGGGCCACAAAUUCCUAAGCCACAAGCCAAUAAUUCAGUUCCAUUUCCUUUCUCAACAACGGGGUGUUCAGAAAUUGAAAUAGCUUCUCCAGCCUGUCUGAUAAACCUAAGAACAGCUAAUUUAAGCCACUGCAAAUCUUGAGUGCUCAAUUUCCUUUGGCAUUUCGUAGUAUCGUUCCCCCAGCUUUACUACCGGCGUCUCUGUUUCGUGAAAUAUGAAUCUUCUGUUUUAUUUAAGCAAAAAAUGUAUUUGCUUUGCCUAGAAGAGGGUGGAGGUGAAAUAAUACUCCGAUACCGCAAACAGGAAACUCAAUUGAUUUAUUGGGCACGAUUUUUUAUAGCACACACACGCAACUAGUUAUGCGUAAAACAACGAUAAAAUCCUUACCACGUUGUCCUACCUAGAAAUUCCUGAACAUUAUUUAACUCUUUAAUUUUAAUUGCCCCGUUUUAAAAAGGAAACAUGGACUAGGUGAACAGCGCAACUGAAAUUAAUUUUCAGUAACAACUUCGAUUUAAGUUUUUGCACUCGCAAAACGUUUUCCAGUUUCAGAAUUAAGAAUUACACACACAUUCAAAGGGCAUGAGUUCAGCUCUUUACUUGAUACGGAAACACAGAAUUCUCUGUGUUCGAAAAUAUUCUGAAUGUCAUUUUAUUGGGUCAGAGUUAAAAUGCUUGGUGCUUUUUUGGAAUUAGGUAUGAACGUGAGGAUUAGAGUGUUCACUGACUUUAUAAAGUUACGUAAUCCUUUUUAAUGAGCCCCAAUGCACUUGAAAACUAUUAGUUUUCACACUGUGGUAUUUAGUGAUAUUAAUCAACUACCUUUUCAUGGCUUAGUUCCUACAUCGCAAUGUGUCUACACAAGAUUUCGGAAUUAAGGGCACGUUCGCCUCGCGUCAAUCAAUCAAAUUGUGACUCGCAACUUCUGUGAAACAAUUGCAAAAGCUGGAACAAAGAAGCCAUAAAAAACGUCCACCCACAUGAGUUCGGUCAUCCGAGGUCCACUUUGCAGUCAUAAUAAGCUAGAGCAAAACUUGUCACCAAAAGGAAUAAAAAGGGGUUUUACAUGUAUCGUUCUCUAAAGAACGUGAAUUAACGGCUGAACUGAAACAAAGUCAAACACAUUCUAAGCCCUUAGGAUCCUCGCGUGAUAUUUUUAACAUACUUUACCCUUAAACGGAACUUGAGAAAUUACUAGUAAAUUUCAAAAUCAGGGCUUCGUGUCAAAGACAUGUCUCCCUAGCAGUAUAUCAAACAUUACAAACCAAAAAAAAAUGCUAGGUUAGCACUAGUUUUCAAAACGCACAAUUGCCAUCCGUUUCAAUCUUCUUCAGGUUUUGUCCAUCCCUUCUUCCUUUUUUAUUUGCUGUGUUAUAAUAGACUUUCUUUUAAUGUUCUGAGCAGUUAUUUUUAUUUUUGUUUCGCACAGAUUGGUGGCAGUUCCCUUGGCAUUUGCACUCUUGUGCAGGUAUUCCCUUUGGAAAUAUGUUUAUAAACAACUUUGCAUUACAAUUUCAAAACGAGCGCGCACUUGAAGUACACCGAAAAGUUUCGGCUUCUUCUUACAAACUUUUCCAGCGUCUCUAAAAAUCUGUUUCAACGGUAAAUUACGUCACCAUCCAAAAAAUCUGUGUUAGGACCCCAAAACUAAGGAUGUCCUUUAUCUUGUUGUUACUUGCCAUGAGCCUAAGGAAGUUGUAACAAUUUCUCCAAAUUAUCUUGUUUGGUAGGUCAAAUAGGACCUGGUACAAGACCGCAAGACCGCCUUGUAAGAGGGCAGGAGCUGGAGGAAGACGCAGAUGAUCUGGAAACAAACAAAAGGCUUAAUAUAUCAUUUUAA
Porites evermanni is the source of this 10074-nucleotide messenger RNA. NCBI's taxonomy places the organism in Eukaryota, Metazoa, Cnidaria, Anthozoa, Scleractinia, Poritidae. The record is from the annotation of a GenBank genome assembly.